Phytophthora sojae is the source of this 204-nucleotide messenger RNA. RefSeq lists its product as hypothetical. The annotation marks the transcript as partial. The record is from RefSeq and is a predicted model, not a curated record. The transcript has a single exon. Lineage: Eukaryota; Oomycota; Peronosporomycetes; Peronosporales; Peronosporaceae.
CACUACGAGGUGCUGCGCGUGGCGCGAGACGCCAGCGCCGUGGAGAUCAAGCAAGCAUUCCGACUACUGGCGCGGCGCUGGCACCCGGACAAGCAGGGGCAACGGCCUGAUGGGGUGUCGGAGGAGGAGGCCACCCAGCGCUUCCAGCGGAUCCAGAGUGCCUACGAGGUGCUGAACGACGAGAGCAGGAGAGACAACUACGAC